This is a messenger RNA of Seminavis robusta, 1337 nucleotides long. The record is from the annotation of a GenBank genome assembly. NCBI's taxonomy places the organism in Eukaryota, Bacillariophyta, Bacillariophyceae, Naviculales, Naviculaceae.
UUUUUAGCCUUAUCCCUAUUGGAUCGGUAUACUCAUUUUUGUGGCGCCCACCAUCCUCAAGCCAAAAGCUAAAGCAACAGCCAAAAGUCGACCUCCAUGCUCCAGGAGCGUGGGUAUACAUAGCAGACAACAACCAUGUACGGCGGCUUGUUUGGUGAUCUUCCUGCAGCCAAGAACAAGAAGGAGACCGACGAAGACAAGGAUUCGACGGUAGUAGCCGUGAAAAAGGCAGAGGCACCAGCGACAGCUGUUUCCGAUCCCAACCACAAAAAGAAGGAUGCUCCAAAAUCGGUCGCUCAAGACAUUGGUGCGGCAGGAACGGCAGUGGCCUUUGUCCCCACGCACAUUGGCAGGAAACGGAUUGCGCCAGUCGUGAUCAAGAAAAAGGUAGCUCCAUCGUCUCUUCGUCCCGCCGUCGUGGAUUCAUCAAGAGAUGGCCACAAGGUGGAGCCGCUACAACCAUCACACCAGCAAGAGGUAUCACAACCACACCACUCAGGAGUACAUGUAGUAGUAGCACAAGAACCAGAAGAAAUUCGCCGGUUGCACGAAAAUGUGACGGAUCCGUACGAUCCUUACGUCCCCAACGAUUUGUUACAGUAUUGGGAACGCAAGGCAGCGGAACGGGAACGUCAAGAAAUGGAGCGUGAAGCAAUGGAAACCAUGGAACGACAACGAGCCAUGCAGCAACAAAUUGACGCCGAACGCAAAGAAAUGCUAGCAUCGGGAAAUACCAGUGCCAUGGUUCAACAGCAGCAACAAUUGAUGGGACGUGGCAGAGGAAGAGGAGGGGUAUCCAAUCUGCCAGCGUGGUUGGUCAAAAAGCAAGAGGAAGAAUCCAAACGAAAAAGUGAGGGUGGUGUCUAACUAUUUAGUCUAUACAAUAGCAAGUGUGGAGGAACGGAAUUUUGGCAUAGAUGAUUUUUUCAGGAAGAAUGGCAGCAUGACUGCUGGGUCUAGAUAGAGUAAUCAAGUGCUGGAUACGGCCAAAAUGUCAAAUUACAGCCGGUUGUGCACGCAGCAACAAGUUGUGUUGCCUUUGGUCAUCCGAAGCCAAUGUACAUUUUUGCUAUCAUUCUAGAGAAUAGGAGAUCUCUCAUUCGGCCCAAAGUACUCGUAAUAUAACUCCUUUGAGAUAGAUGGUGCCAGAAAUGCACCAGGUGUAACCAAGUCAACCAGAAUCCCUCCGAACGCCGACAGCCAGUUGUGACUGGGACCAGGACGGAUGGCUAGCCAUGGCAUUAUUCAAUGGGAUGCCCUCCCAAGAGCUACAACUCGAUCAGCGAGACCUUCCACUAUGUGUAAUAGCAAAUCCCAAUCCAUCAUAAUAAAAAUGA